Molecule: messenger RNA, 678 nt
Organism: Capsicum annuum
Lineage: Eukaryota; Viridiplantae; Streptophyta; Magnoliopsida; Solanales; Solanaceae
Exons: 2
Coding region: 131-454 (107 amino acids)
Source: RefSeq, a predicted model, not a curated record
UCAUUUUUUAAAAACUUCUGCCUCCAACACUCUCUCUCUAUCUCCUCUCUCCCUCUCUCUCUCCAUAAAACUCCUUCAAAUAUCGAUCUCCCCUCUCUCCUUCGAUCUAUCCGCGCUGCCUCCUACCACCAUGCCGUCAUCAAUAACCCUCUGCCGCCGUCACCAUCACCGGCGAGAGAUCGAACCAGCAACGCCAGCCAUGGUGCCGCCGCUGCUCUCCUUUUUCCGCCACGAUCAACCCCAGCGCCGAGCCAAGUCCUGUCGUGUCUACGGAGCCCAACAACAACAACCACACCGGCGAACAGCGCGACCAGCUGCCGUCGCCACCUCCUUCUCCGGCCAAGACCCUCCGUUCUCUCUUUCUUCCUCUCGCCGCCGCAGAGCCAUGCCAUUUGCGCCAUCACCUGCUUUGACCGAACCCCAUGAGGGUGUCAAGGACGACAUCCGCUGGUGACGUUGAUUGACCUCGUCCUUAUAAGAGUUCAAAGUCAAUUGCUAAAAAGAAAUCUCGAACAUCUGUAGACUCCAAUGAAAAAACUUUAGGAUUGUUUAAUAUUUUGGUGGUUGUUGGAUUAAUUAUUAAGUGUCAUGUAUUUUGGAUUUGGUUGUUUAAGGAGUAUUGAUUUGAAUUACUUAAAUGUUUUGAUAAUAUAGUGCCUUGUAUGGUUAUUUUAGAAA